CAAUCCUUCGCUUCGUCAUCGAGCAUUGACCGGCUCUCUUCCCCAAUUCUCCAACAGUCGGCCUACCCGAAAGAAGACACGAGUCGACUCCGCAUGAAAUUCCCAUAAAAUAAAGAUAUAAUCUCGUUCAAACUACAAACAAAGGUCGACAGAGCUUCAGAACUAGCAUGGCUACACCCGACUUCCGCAAAAUCGGCUUUAUUGGCCUUGGGGCCAUGGGAAAGCACAUGGUCGAGCACCUAGCCAACAAGCUUCCUGACGAGAGUCGCAUCUAUAUAUACGACGUUUCCAGCCCUCCAAUCGAAGAGCUAGCCAGAAGAUAUCCAAGGAAGGUCAUUCCCAGCACAUCGUCCCAGGAUGUUGCAGAGAACGCGACAGUCAUCCUCUCCAUGGUCCCCGAAGGCAAACACGUCGAAGCCGUCUACCUCAACCCAGAAACCGGCAUCGCAGCCACAGCCCCGGAAUCCCUACGCAACAAGCUCCUCAUCGACUGCUCAACAAUCGACAUCGCCACCAGCCUCGCCGUCAAAGCCCACAUAACAACGCACCACCCAACAACCACCUUCUACGACGCCCCAGUCAGCGGAGGCACCCUAGGCGCCAAAGCCGGCACAAUCGCGUUCUUCCUCGGCUGCGCAAAAACAGACCCAAACCUACCGCGCAUAGCCGAGUUACUCCGCCUCAUGGGCUCCAAGGUUAUCCCCUGCGGGGGCGCAACAUCCGGUCUAUCCGCGAAACUAUGCAACAACUACCUAUCAGGCCUUAUCGCAAUCGCCAGCUCAGAGGCCCUGAAUAUGGGCAUCCGGGCGGGCCUUGACCCGCGCGUGCUCAGCGAUGUUAUAUCCGCGGGUACUGCAGCGAAUGCCAUCUGUGCGGACUAUAACCCGUGUCCUGGGGUUGUGGACAAGGCGCCCUCGAGUAGAGGGUAUGAGGGCGGGUUUAAGGUGCAGCUGAUGAAGAAGGACUUUGGGCUUGCGGUGGAGUUGGCGAGGGGGGUUGGGGCGAGGCUGGUGCUUGCGGAUGUUGGGCUGGAGACUUAUGAGGCUGCGGCGGGGGAUCCGGAGUGUAGAGAUCGGGACUCGAGGGUUGUGUACAGGUUUCUUGGGGGGGAUGAGGGGUGGAGAGAGAGGUUUACGUAG
Aspergillus versicolor CBS 583.65 is the source of this 1139-nucleotide messenger RNA. RefSeq lists its product as uncharacterized. Gene Ontology annotation, biological process: L-valine catabolic process. The coding region runs from base 168 to 1139 and encodes 323 amino acids. Lineage: Eukaryota; Fungi; Ascomycota; Eurotiomycetes; Eurotiales; Aspergillaceae. The record is from RefSeq and is a predicted model, not a curated record. Gene Ontology annotation, molecular function: NAD binding; 3-hydroxyisobutyrate dehydrogenase activity; NADP binding. Gene Ontology annotation, cellular component: mitochondrion. The transcript has 2 exons.